GUUACACCAAAGGCAGGUUUAUGAAUGUAGCCGGUUGUGUGUGGCUAAAAUCGUGAAGUUCUUUUAAUACAUCUAAGAGUUCAUCAUCAUUCAGCAGUUUCUUGUCAUGGAAUUUAAUUUUAAUAUGAUGGAAAUAGGAGCAAAAAAAUAAUUUUAACCUCUAUGAAGUGUAUCGCUUCCGCCGCAGAUGGGGGAAUAAAUAAGCUAACGUUAAAGGCAGGAAAGAACGCACGCAAAGCCUCCUGUUUCCGUUGAUGUCCAAAGCUGGAUCCCGCCUCCAAUGAGAAACACACCUAUCAGUGAUGGUUAUGGAGAAUGAUGGAUGUCCCCACAGCCAAACAGAGCCAGACACCCUGUCAGCCGUGGGCGGGCCAGAACGGCUGGUCCCCAGCUUCACCUCAAGGACCCUCCUGCAACCCUCUGCCCAGCUUUCAGCACCUUAGUCUGAGCUCGCCUUCUGACCAGAGACCUUGCUAUGAGCACCUGCAGGCAUCCGACCACAGCUGCCAGAGCGACUCCACCACCUUUUCAUACAGAAGCACGCUGUAUGCUGAUAAUGCUGACCAGAGUGAGCAUCGAAUCAUUCCUGAUGCUCAUGUUUCAGCCGUGGCUUCAGCUGCAAGUCAAGGAAGAAACAUACCUCCUUGUUCUCUCCCUCUUAUGAGGGAAGGGAUGCCACCUUGCAAGCUCCAACAAAUGCCAUUUUACUCUCCUUACAGCCCUUACCAAGGAAUAUCUUCCCCUUUCCAGUCUCCGUGCACACAGCAGGGUUCACUAAUUGGACCUCAGUCACCGCAUCAAAAACAUCUGCCAAUUAGCCCUCCAUCAUUUGGUGUAAACCGGAGUCCACAGUGUACACCUCAGCCUGCAUUUGAGAGUCCAAAUGUUGAGUCCUCUGUUGGAUACACACACAAUCAUGCCUCGCCCACCUCUCCCAUCCAACAACAGCCUCAGUGGACACCUGCAGCACACUCAAAAGGAGCAAUAAACGAGUUUGUACCCAAUGCGGGAGGACAGGACAGGAACAUCACGCCACAGUCUCCUAACUCGGAGUCUCGUUAUGGCCUGGACCCAGAGCUCCUGCCCAGUGUUGUGAAGGUGAUUGCCGAGGACAGGGCAGAGUGGGAGGGCAAGGUCUUCGUCUCCGAGCCUUUUUCCCGUCUUCCUCCUCUGGCAACUACCUCCUGUAUCGUAGAGGACAAGGGUAACGUGAGUCCGUUCGCCAUCCGCUCCGCCUCGUACUGUGUGCCCUGUGACGGUCCGACUGCCCUGCUCAGCCGGCUGCCGCUGGGAGCUCUGCUCACCCCACUGGCAAAACAAAAUGCUGGAGAGAAGCCCCUGCCAGUGUGCAACGAGCCAGAGUGUCUUACGGGUUGUGGUGGUUGCGGAGCCUCCAUGUGCCCUGCGAUGGGCUGGCAGGACUGUGGUCAGAGGUUUUACUGCCCCUUCUGUGGUAAACUCAGUGAAGUGCCGUGGCAACACUACCAGCCCACCAAAGGGGUGGAGGGGGUUCGGGUGGAUAAAGACAAGAGACCUGAACUCAGUAUGGGGUCAUAUGAGAUACUUCAUUCGCAGAAGGGUGAACCUGCUGCGCUGCUUCUAGCCAUAGAUGUGUCUGCGUCAGCGGUGAGAGGAGGACAUUUGGCGUUUGCAACACAACAAAUACUUACUUUGCUCACCUCCCUGAAGAGGGAGGAUGGUGAUGCCUCGUCAGACGUCCGCGUUGGUUUGAUGACGUACGACAGUAGGAUCCACCUGUACGAUCUCAGCCCCGCCCUGUCCCGCCCACACAUGCUGGUCAUCACAGAGACAGACGACCUGCAGCUACCUGUGAGGGAGGGGCUUCUGGUGUCCCUGAAAGACUGUAUAGACAGUAUCGACAGUGUGUUGCAGCUUAUUCCUCAGUUUAGUUCAGAGUGUGAUGACUCGAGUGGAGUUCCCAUGGAACUGCCUGUCAAAACAGGGCUAGCGGUACUGCAGGCCCUGACUUGUCCCGGCAAGCUGCUGAUCUUCCAUACUGCCCCUCUAAUAGAGAUGGAACACACAAACUCAUCCUCAGGGUUCUUUGGCUCCAACAAAUCAAAGUCCAUCUUCCAGCCGUCAGAGCCAACCAUCUCAUUGGCCAAGGAGUGCGUCAGUCAGGGCUGCGGCGUUCACAUGUUUGUCCUCUCCCAGCAGGACGUGGGCGGGGCUUGGCCAGGGCACAUACCAUAUCUAACAGGUGGAGCUCUGUACACCUACAGCCACCUCCAGGGAGAAUUGGACAGAGAGCGUUUCCGCACUGAUCUAAAGAGUAUUGUAGACACGGACACCGGCUACAAGGCUGAGCUCAGGAUUUUUGUCAGCAAAGAUAUGCGUGUGUCCGGCUGUUAUGGACUUUUCAUCCCUGGGCCAAGCCCCAGCCAGGUCCCCAUGGCGACUCUUGAUUGGAGGACAACGCUGGCUAUGGAGCUCGCACACAGCAGAGCUCUGGAUGAGACGAGAGGCGUAGCCAUACAGACGGUAUUGUCUUACAGCACCCAGACAGGAGACAGGAGGACCAGGGUUCACACUCUGACCCUGCGAUGCUCUCGCCACCUACAGGACACUUUCCGUCAGUACCAGGCCCAAACACUACUCACCUUCUACUGCAAAAAAGUUUACUGUGCCGUGUUGGAGCGCCCUCUACAGGAGCUGAGGGAGGAGCUGCAGAUGGAGGUAACCGAAGCGUUGGCGUCCUACCGCAAACACUGCUGCUCCGCUUCUGUGUCUGCUGGACAGCUGGUCCUCCCUCAGUACCUGCGAGCACUUCCUGUUUACAUCAACAGUCUGAGGAAGAGCGAGGUGCUGCUGCCGGGCCUGAGGAGCUCCAUCCACCAGCGGCUGCAGCAGCGCUGCCGGGUGCUCAGCAUGGACACCUGCUGCACCUCCACACACUUCUACCCUCUGCUGCUGCCUCUGGCGCUGUCAGUGGACAGCUCCAGCUCUCCAAACCCAGAGGAGGCACUGCGCUGCUGUGCUGCCAGCCUGGAGCCCAGAUGUCUGUAUUUGGUUCAUUCACCCCUCACCCUGCUGCUCUGGGUGGGCAACCAAGUCCCAACAUGCACCCUGGUCGAGCUCUUCAACACCAGCUGCUUCUCCUCCCUGCCCUCUGGAGAGACCAAGCUGCCAGCUCUUGAAAGCCCUCUGUCCAUCAGUGUUCGCUCCCUCAUCAACACCCUGAGCUCCCAGGCACCCUGUGCCCGCAAGCUGUGGCUGGUGAAGCAGGGCGACACCUGCGAGGAGACCCUGCAGCGCCUCCUGGUGGAGGACAAGAGUCCCAACGGAGGGGCGUCCUACGCAGACUUCCUCUACCAUCUCCACGUCAACUCUGUCCGGCUUGUGCAGUGACUUUAAACGCGCACACAAAUUUUCCGACCUCUCUGGGUGCAUUAACUUCUAUUCUAAAGAUGACACUGUAGCAUAUUUGCCUCAAAAAAAAGAAAGAAAACAGAAGGAUGGGAACAGAAGUAUCAAUAGACAUUAUUAUAAUGUGGAAACAUCAAAGACCUGUUGUCAGAGAAUCAGGCGGUGCAUGGGAGUAUUUUAAGACUGCUGUGAUAUGAUAUGUGUGAUGUGUGCUGUGUUGAAUGUGAUCCGUGCUGUUCUAAAAAUGUGUUUAUUAUGUUAAUUUAUUCCUGUGUCAUGGCAAUUAUCUAUUUGUGUGUGUGUGUGUAUAUAUAUAUAUAAAAAAU
Messenger RNA from Perca fluviatilis (European perch), 3713 nucleotides. RefSeq names its product protein transport protein Sec24C. Gene Ontology annotation, cellular component: COPII vesicle coat; endoplasmic reticulum exit site. The coding region runs from base 316 to 3369 and encodes 1017 amino acids. Gene Ontology annotation, biological process: endoplasmic reticulum to Golgi vesicle-mediated transport; COPII-coated vesicle cargo loading; intracellular protein transport. Gene Ontology annotation, molecular function: zinc ion binding; SNARE binding. NCBI's taxonomy places the organism in Eukaryota, Metazoa, Chordata, Actinopteri, Perciformes, Percidae. The record is from RefSeq and is a predicted model, not a curated record. The transcript has 21 exons.